UUAGAAUUAAAACCCUUUGCGCCAUCAUUUCAGAUCUUUGCAAAUUUUUAUUUGCCCUACCAAGUUGGUUGAUUUUUCUCCAAAAAAUCAAUCAUAAUGGAUUCAAACAAGUUGUUUCUCUCCUUAGUUCUUUUAUCAUCUUCAUGGGUUUUUAUGGGAUCCGCUCAAGAUCCACUUGCAGGGCUUAUAAAUACAUUGACGGAUGCUGCUGAUGGAAAUGGUGGUGCUGGUCUCGCUGCUACUCUUCCUCUUGGUAAUGCGGCCGCAUCAAUGGCGUGCGCGCAAAAACUUAUGCCGUGUCAGGAUUUUAUAAAACCACCAUCGCAACCAACAGAUGCAUGUUGUUCACCCUUGAAGCAAAUGAUUCAUGAUGAUCCGAAAUGUUUGUGUAAUAUUUUCAACAAUCAAGAAAUUUUGAAAACUUUUGGUGUUACUCAACAUGAGGCUUUGAAACUUCUUAUUGAAUGUGGUACCAAGGCUGAUAUCCGUCAGUGCAACGAAACAGCUUCUGCUCCAGCAGCUUCAGAAAAUCCCGCAGCACCUAAAACUCCCGCAACUCCAACUGUUCCCUCCUCAAGUGGUGAAAUAUCUACAUUAUUAUCGGCUUUAAACAACACCGUGAACCACACCAAUGGGACGGCUGCCCCAGCACCUCCGGCUACCACGAAUUCAGCUUAUAGUGAGAAGAUCUCUCUUCUUGGUGGAUUUGGUUUCAUUGCUUUGUUUACAUCUUUGUUCAUCUCAGCUUAAUUUAUAGAUUCCUCCCUUUAACUAAAAGAAAAAUUUGUCCGCAGAAAUUUGGUUGUUAAUGAAAACUUGAUUCUAACUUUUACUACAAAUUUCUUUCAAAAGAGUUUAUCCAAAUUUUGUAUUGUAAUUUUGUUUGCGGGGUAUCAGCGUCUGUCUCAGCAGAGUCAUGAGCUAUGUGGUUCAGGCAUAAUCUGAUUGAUAUGUUAAAAAACUUGAAAAUGGACACAGCUACGGUAGAAUGAAUGGUAUUCAUGUUUGAAGUCUA
Papaver somniferum (opium poppy) is the source of this 1015-nucleotide messenger RNA. RefSeq lists its product as uncharacterized. The record is from RefSeq and is a predicted model, not a curated record. The coding region runs from base 97 to 750 and encodes 217 amino acids. NCBI's taxonomy places the organism in Eukaryota, Viridiplantae, Streptophyta, Magnoliopsida, Ranunculales, Papaveraceae. The transcript is spliced from 3 exons.